CAAAACGUCAAAGUCGUCUGACGUGUUUAAUUUUCUAAUUUCCCAAUAGUUUUUGAAAACGUUUGUGAAACAUUGCUUACGUUUGUUUUAUCAAUACAUCGAUUCGAUAAGCCAUUAUCGCUCAUAUGUCCACGUAGCGAGUCUACCUAAACAGAUUAAAAAAAAUGCUGCGUGUAAUAUUUUUCGCUGCGAUGCUGCAGUGUACGAUAUCACAACAAUAUCAACAGAAAGUAGCUCCGGGCGUUCCUCCGCAGAAUUAUCAGAACUACCAACAACCGCCACCACCGCCGCCUCCACAGCAUCAACCGCCGCCGCAACAACAGUACCAACAACAACAACAGUAUCAGCCACCCCCUCAACAACAGUACCAGCAGCCGGUACAACAGCAAGUGCCUGUACAACAGGUGCCCGUACAACAACAACAGCAACACGGCCACGCACACCACGGUGAUCCACAACUAUUGAACACGGCGAACAUAGCACAGGAAAGAGACCAUAUCCAGGAGCACAUGGAGGUGCCCAUAGACACAUCCAAAAUGUCCGAGCAAGAACUACAGUUCCACUACUUCAAAAUGCACGAUGCCGACAACAAUAACAAGCUGGACGGAUGCGAACUGAUCAAGUCGCUCAUACAUUGGCAUGAGCAAGGCCACAAACAGACACCGCAACCCGGCAACCCACCUGUCGGCGAGAAGAUAUUCGCCGACGACGAGCUCAUAAACCUCAUAGAUCCCAUUCUAAACAUGGACGAUCAUAACAAAGAUGGUUACAUUGAUUAUCCGGAAUUUAUUAGAGCGCAACAAAAGAGCCAGAACAAAGACGGCAGAACGUAGGACAUUCCUUAGCCUCGCCAAUAGAAUACGGACUUUUUUGAAGAUUUAAAAAACGAAAAGUGCUGUCUGUAUAAAGUGCGGUACAUGAAAAAAAAUUUUUUUUGAACAAAUUAUAUGAAAUAUAUAAUGCACUUUAUUAGUUCACGAUAAGGUUCAAUUUGGAAUGUCGAUAAUAUAUUGAUUUCAAAAUGACGACCCCAUUAUUAGAAGCUUUUUUUUUUAGUUGAAAUGUAAUUUCUUUAUGGGAAUACUCUAAUAUAUAUAUAUAUAUAUAUAUAUAUAUAUAUAUAUAUAUAUAUAUAUAUAUAUACAUAUAUAUACAUAUAUAUAUAUUGUUCUAUAAGUAUAGACAACUGAUUUUUUUAAAUUUUUAAUUAAACCUGUUUUUUAAUCAAAUUAAAAAAAAAGUAUUUUAAUGAGAUUCAAUUUUUUAUUAUUAUUUUACAACACUUUUCUAUUUUUAAACUAUAAAAAAUGCUAAUUUCUAUAACGUGCAAGAAAAAUAAUACGUACAAUAAGAGAAAAACUUUGUAUUUUCUCUUUCACAUUAUAUUAGUUUACUCUUCUAUGGAAUACUGGCGGUUAUAUGCCGUAGCGUAGUAUGAUACCGUGCGAUUGUACCGUCACGAUAUAAUCGAAGAGGAAAAUGUAUGCAAUUGUAUGAAAAGUUUUUAAGUUACUAUGUACGUCCACGAUAUCGUCGCGCUAUAUUAAACGUAUUUCUAUAGAGCUGCGUGCAGUGCUUUUCUUUUAUAUCGUAACGGUACAAUCGUAAGAUAUCGUGUAUAUCGAUAAUGUAAACUGGAGCUAGUUAUGCAGAAACCAGCCACGUUACCCCGGAUAAUAAUAUUAUAUUUAAGAUGUAUUUAAAAAUAUUUUUAAAUAUUGUUAUGUAUUUUCAAUUCAAACAUAUAUUUCUGCAUAUUUAAAAACUUCGCUCGAAUCCUAAAUAUCAAAAAUGUAGAGUAGUCAUCAAAUUAUUUUGAAAUGAGCACAGUGUGCUCAAACUUGCUUCUAUAUGAAACUUAUAAAACAAAAUUAAAUUCUAUACUACCGAAAUAUCAAAAUCUUACUCUAGUUUCGAUUUUUAAUUGCUUUUUAAAAGUAUUUCAUAUUUAAAUGUCAAAAUUAUUCUAGUAUAACGUUCGACGAAGUAGUAACGUUCGAUAUAUAUAUCGAUAUUGAAGUUCGAAUCAGAUUGUUUCGAUAUUAAAGUAUAUCUGAAGUUAGACACAGAGCCCACCUAAACCUGAUAUUAAUUUUGUAGUCAUUACAAUUGCGCGGGAAUUUGUAGCCAAUGUACAUCGAUAUAAAGUUGUAGAUUGAUGUCAAUUAUAUCUAAUCCCUUGACUGAGGCAUUACGCCAAGUUGACAUCUGUCAUUUGACAGAUGAGCGGUGACAACCGUUUCCUAUACAAAACGCUCAAAUAAUGUAAAUUGGACUCUUUUUCCGCGCUUUGCCUCUCAUUUGGGCCGUUGUGCGUAACGCUCAACUAUGUUAACAGAGAUUUAAAAGAGUAACUGUUGAGUUUCUUUCGGGCUCUUCUCAACAAUCAGGACCCUGCAGUAGAUUAAAAAAAAGGACGAUUUAAAAAUGCUUGUAAACAAGUCUAUUUUAAUAAAAGUAAUUUGAAUUUGGAAAUAUCUAUGUCAUCUAUUUUAACUUCUAUGGUUGGUUGCAUGAUAUUAUGAAUAGAGUGCAACUAUUUGUAAAAUGCGGAUUUUUUUUACUACCCUCCCAAUCUAUGGAGGAUUUGAAGAAGAAGGGUCAAAAGCAUAGAAGUGUCACUUCUAUGCAGUCUGUUUUUUCUUACGGCUUUAAAAUCGUUAUGGAAUCGAGCCCACAGGUCUUUCAUAGAAUUGUCAGUAUCAUAACAAUAUUUUUGAAUGUUCUUAUUUAGAAAUUGCACUUAAUUACAUCAGCUUAGGGGUCCAUUUUGUAAAUCAACAAACUUUGUCAUUUAAAAUUGGACCUUAUUACAAUGGGACCUAAGUUCAAUUUUAUACGAACACUUCGUUGUAUUUAAUCUAUAGAUAGGUCUUGUCAAUUCACUGAAAUAUAUUUUGAAAUGUUUAUAUUGAAAGGAAAGUGCCAAUAUUUAAUUUGUCGCAAAUGUUUAUAAAAAUGUAACAGUUGGAUUCACAUUACAUACCUAUAUAUAUUAAAUAUGCCCCCAAAAUGACCACUUUUCUUUGAAAUCUGAAAUCUUAACUGAAAAUUCCCUGUAACUACUUAUUUAACAAAAAUACUAUUAAAAAUAUUUUACUUUAUUUAUAUUCUAAAUAUAAUAUUUAUCAAAUCAGUUUGCAUGGUCUAUAGAAGAUUUUGUUUAUUCAAAAUAAUAUAGAUAUCGAUUAGGUUAGUAAAUAGAAUCGAUACAAUUAAUUAAAUCAGUCGUAUCGAUAUAAAGGUUCUAUAAAAAAAAAAAACUACUUACUGUUCAAAAAUGUUUAAAUUUACUCGAAUAAAGAAUAUUUAUAUUAUAUACUACGACCUAUGAAAUAUAAUUGAUUAGAAUAUGUCAUGGUAAAACUAAAUCAUGUAUAAUCGAUUGUAUCGUAUCGAUAUAUUCGUAAUGUAAUAGUAUUAUAUUGAUCGAUCUUUGUAUAUGCACAUUCUGUAUAAAUACUCCCUGUGUACAUCUCUUGUGUGCACAAUAAAGAGUUUAUUAUUAUUAUUAUCUUAAUCAAUUAUAAUCGAUUUAAUGUUUGAUCGAUUGUAUCGUAUUCAUGAUUACCCAAUAAAAUAUCAGAUUAUUUGUGUCUAAAAAUAAUGAAUAUCGAUCGAUUAUUAUUCUAUGCAAUAUAUUGUCUAUCAAAUAAAUAAAUUAAUUUGGCGGUAAAUCAUUAAUGUGAAAUCAACUGUUAUUUAUAUAUAUAAAAAAAAAUAUUCUACGUAUAAAUUAGUAAUUAUGGCGUAAAUUUACAGGGUACAGAGGAAUAACACCCGAGUACUCAGGAAUGGCAACGCAUGGGGGGUAUCGUGGGCGAAACAGUAUACUCUGUUAUGUCCACGGUACUGCUCGUGUCUAUAGGCGACGGUUACCACUUUCCAUCAGGUGGGCCGUCAGCUUGUUUGCCAUUCUAAGUUGUAUAAAAAAAAAAAAUUACAUAUUUAGCGUCAUUUUCUAAUAUAUUUCUGCAUAUUUUCCACUAGAUAAGUGUUUUAAAUACUUAAUGGUAAUAUUUUUGUGUAAUGUAUAUUUUUAUCUGUGGCAUGAAUAAGAGUGUAUUUUUUUAAUAUGUAAUAAAAAAAAUCGGCUGUUUAGCUUUGCACCUUUGCCGUUCCCGUCGAGUGUAAACUAUAAUUACUGACAAUACAUAAAUAUAUGUAUUAUAAAUAAACUCAAUCUUGAAGUAUUUUUAGUUUAUUAAUAUUGUUUUUUUUUUGUGCUCAAAUAAUGUGCUUCCACAGAGUAAAGAGUAUUUUGAUCUUGUAUCAAAAUAAUUAUUUUUUCUCGUAAGUAUUACACUGUUUACCUCCACUAUGCAUUUCUUUUUUUUUUUUAUUGUAUUAUUCUUUUUUUUUUAUAACAUCAUGAGCGCAGUAUAUGAAUUUUAGAUAACGUAGAUAAUGGUAAUGAUAAAAAAAGUCACAAAUUUAAAUUUGACAGAUGCGUUUUGUUUUUACAUCUAAUAAAAAACAAAUUAAAAAGUAUACUUAUGAAAAGUUAUUUAACUAUUACAUGUACAUUUGGAAUUUAUAUACGAAUAUAUAUAUAUAACUAAUCAAGUAUACUUAAGUAAUAAUAAAAAAAAAUAUUCUGACAUUCAAAAUUGCUUUUAUGACAGUUUUCUCUGCCUACCACGAAACGGAUAUGGCGUGAAGAUGUUAAGAUUAAAAAAAAAAUGUAAGCUAUUUCAUCGAAAUAUUUGUGGAAAGAGACUAGAUCUAGAUUUUAAAUCUAGAAUAAUUUUUUAUUUAUAAAUAUCGAAUUUAGAAUUUUUAUACGGCUAAAAAGCCCAAUUAAAGAUAUUUAUUAAAUAAAUAUUCUUGCUAGGAGUAAAAAAAGUCUCAGACACCAAGAAAAGUCUAUGCACAAGGGACUUAAGUCUUUUCUUGUGAGUAUAAAUUAUUGAAUGGUGUCUACAUUGGUUUUUUUUUUUUGUAUAUAUCUCUUCCUGGAGAAAUAUUAAUUUAUAAGAAAUUGUCUGUAUAUAUUGUACAUUAGUUUUUCGUAUAUUUCAGGUCAGUCAUUGUUUAUUUGUGGGAACUGUGGGUAGUUUACAUUCUUUUUUCAGACAAUAACACCAUAUAAUUCUUAAUUGUUUAAUUUAAAAAUAGUUUUCAUUAUAAAAUUAAAUUUCUGUUAGCGCUAAUAAGAAUGCAUAGUUUCAAUUAAGUAUCCAUAUAGAGAAAUAUGGCUGAAUGUGAUUAGUUCUUUGGUUACGAAAAAAAAAAAAUUGGCGCCAAUAAUGACUGCUUGUAUUUUUGUAUUUUUUUUUUGUUCCAAUGUUUGUUAUGCUUUCGAAAUAUAGAUAUUUGAAUUGUUUACAUUUGUAAGAGUUUACAUAUGUAAAAAAAAACAUAAAAUCUUACUGUUUUAGAGUUAUAAUUACUUAUUUAACUAUGUUUAUUUUUCAUCUCGAAUUUUGUUUUUAAUUUUUUUACAUUGGUGGUUUAUAUAUUAAUAUAAAAUAGUUACGGUUGUAAAAAGAUAUUUAUUAUCUUCAAUAAUUUUAUUACAAUGACAAAUUAGAGUUAUCGACUAUGCCUGUGCUGUAUCUUUUUUACCGCCAAUGGAAAUUAAAAAAGAAAGUUGUCUAUGGUCACAGUUUAUUUUUAAGACAUGCAUUGACUUUUUUUCUUUAUUAUUUCUGUUCCACGGUUGUGUCGUAAUGUUACAAGAUGAGAGUGACUGUUGGGAAUUAAUAAAUUUCUACAAAAUAA
This is a messenger RNA of Galleria mellonella (greater wax moth), 5724 nucleotides long. Its product is annotated as multiple coagulation factor deficiency protein 2 homolog. The record is from RefSeq and is a predicted model, not a curated record. The transcript is spliced from 7 exons. NCBI's taxonomy places the organism in Eukaryota, Metazoa, Arthropoda, Insecta, Lepidoptera, Pyralidae. Bases 165 to 833 code for a protein of 222 amino acids. Gene Ontology annotation, molecular function: calcium ion binding.